UGAGUGGGACCCGAGGCGGAGAGAGCGCUCAGUGAAUGGAGGGGGGGGGGAGUUGCCUUCACGGAUCCCUGCGCUCACAAGAAGGAGGUGUGGGUCUCUGUGUCUAGUGUUUGCAUCUAUUCGGAGGAAAGAAGCGAUACGCCGCCGUUGGAUGCGAACGUGCAGUCAUGUCACGAGCACUGGACUGUGCGACGACACCAUCUGAAUAAUCCAUACAGGCGAUAAGAGGACUGGACAGAAAUAAAGAAAUGGGUGGCCAGAUAACGCGAAAUGCCUUUUACGACUCCCUCGGCGGCCCGUUCCCGUCCACGUCACACCGAUGUCACCACAAACCCAAGAGGUGCCUGCCUAUCCAGUGUGGCACCAUCGGUGGGCCUCAUCCCAUCAGCCCACUUCUCUUCCAUCCAAACACCAAGGGGUCCCAGAUUGUCAUGGACCUUGCCCAGAAGACGGUCAAGAGGCAGGCCAGUUUCUGCAACGCCAUCACCUUCUGCAACAGGCCCAUAGCGCUGUAUGAGCAAGUCCGCCUCAAGAUUACUAAAAAGCAGUGCUGCUGGAGUGGGGCUCUUCGUCUGGGCUUCACCUCCAAAGACCCCUCCAGGAUAAACCCAGACAACCUGCCCAAGUACGCCUGCCCUGACCUGGUGUCCCAGAGUGGCUUCUGGGCCAAGGCCCUGCCUGAGGAGUUUGCUAAUGAGGGCAACAUUAUCGCCUUUUGGGUUGACAAGAAGGGAAGAGUCUUCUACCGCAUUAACGAGUCCAGUCCCAUGCUGUUCUUCAGCGGAGUCCGCACAGCUGAGCCCCUCUGGGCCCUCAUUGAUGUUUACGGUCUGACCCGCGGAGUGCAGCUGCUAGACAGUGAGAUUGUUCCUCCCGACUGCCUGCGCCCACGCUCCUUCACCACAGUGCGCUCCUCCUCGCUGCGGCGUGAAGCCGACGAUUCCCGCCUGUCCGUCAGCCUGUGUGACCUCAACCUGCAGCAGGAGGAUGGACGCCCCGCCCACACCCACUCCCACCGCCACACCCUCCACCUGGCCUCGGCCUCCUCCUCCUCCACCUGCCCCAUACCGCAGAACUCCCUCAACUCCCAGCAGUCCUCUCUGCUGCCGUCCGCCCUAGAGAGCGACCUCCACUUCCACCAGCUGCGCGGCGCCCACAUCAAGACGCUGGACGAGCAGACGGUGGCACGAUCGGAGCACGCACGAGAAGAGCGCACUCUCGUCUUCACCAACCGGCCCCUGCGCACUGGAGAGACCGUCUUUAUCAAAGUCACCAAGUCCAGCCCCGCACGCUCCGGCUCUUUGUCCUACGGGGUGACGUCCUGUGAUCCAGCGGUGCUGCGCCCCAGCGACUUGCCCUACAAUCCAGAGGCUCUGGUGGACAGGAAGGAGUUCUGGGCGGUGUGUCGGGUGCCAACCCCCCUCCAAAGCAGUGACAUCCUGGGCUUCUUGGUCAACCAGGAGGGAGAGGUCAUCCUCAGCCACAAUGGCACCAACGUGGGAAUGCAGGUCUGUGUGGACAACUCCCGCCCACUCUGGAUGUUCUUUGGUCUGCAUGGGGCUGUGACUCAGCUGAGGAUUCUGGGUUCCACUCAUCUCGGGGAUCCGCGGACGACGUCGAACCCGAGCUCGCCCUCUUCCUCUCCGCACACCCCCAGCGCCCUGGGCAGUGGCAGCUCUGAUCCGGUGCUGAAUGGAGGCCUGUGCUCCGCAGCUUACUGCAGCUCAGCAGGGGGAACAACCCCAAAUUCUCCAGUCAGCCUCCCCAAGUCCCCUACGUUCCCAUCAGGCCGCGGGCCUUGGUCCGACGAGUGUUCCAUAUGUUACGAGAACGCGGUGGACACGGUCAUCUACGCCUGCGGACACAUGUGUCUGUGCUACACCUGUGGCCUCAAACUCAAGAAGAUGUCCAACGCCUGCUGUCCCAUCUGCAGAAGGCAGAUCAAAGACAUUAUCAAGACCUACCGCAGCACAUAAGGGGAGGCACGGCCUCGCCAAGAACAACAAAAUCCCAGAGUCAGGGAAAGAAAUGUCGAAGUUCAGGGAAUAUGAACUCUGGUACUUUCAUUUAGUAUUUUCAUAUGAUUAUUGUAGGUUGGUUCUCUUGCGUGACCUUUUCCAAAGCUGGUACUGCUUUGCUUGGAAGGUCUCUUUCAAUUUAGAGUCGCUGUCACAGCCUCCCUGCAGAGGCGGCACUUGAAGUGGCAGGCAAGUUUAUUCUUAAUCGAAGAGUGUUCGCUCACUCCUAGGAUCUUGGAAGACUUUGAAGGAGAGAAACUGAAACAAUUCCAAAAUUCUUUCAUUUCUGGAGCCAUGUUGGAAGAAUUAGGGACUUUCACCCAUUUGUGCCGAAGCAAAUGAGUCACUUUGGGGCUGAAUGUCUUGAUAACAGUUCUCGUGGAGGAUGACUGCAGCUCUGAAAUAUGCCGUCGCGCCACAGCAGGUAAUCAUCUCAGUAUGUCACAACUUGUGUCUGUGUGUUACUGAGCAUAGGAAAAGAGAAGUCAGCGUGAUGGUGAAGUGUUGAAUUUCUGUAAUUGUCGUGAUUAUCAGUGAGUGAUGUGCUUAGAGAUGCAGGCGGUGCUGAGUAUAUUAAUUAGGAUUGUAACACCUCUUGUACUCAUAUAAUCUAAUGUACCUUUAUGGUAGUUCUAUUGCAAACGUUGGUGGUAGCUAUAUUGUUGUGCUAGCUAGCUGCUUGCUCUGCAAUGUGGUAUGUUGCACUGAAAUCAGCAUCGUCCUCUCAGAAAUGCCCCAUUAUUGACAGAGAGGAUGAAAGACAUUCAUUUGCCUGUGUCCAGCAGACUCAGCAGCUCCAAAUCUAUGAAAGGAAACAGGAAGUGGAAAACAAUAAUUUGGAUUCUUCUCCUCAGGGCCAGCAAUCUUUUUGAAGAAGAUGUGAACUAUUUUCCCUAACUUUACCUACAACCAUGCCUAAUACACUGUGAGCGCUCAUGACAAAUUGAUAGGUCCUCUAAAAUAGUUCCCAUAACAACACAUAAGGGAUUGUUGCCAUGGUAUCAGAUGCUACCACGGAUACAACCCAGCCUCCUGCCUUAACCCACAGAAGGUUCAUUUGUUACAUGCGGAUGUAUCAUAUUCUGUGUUUUCUGCCAUUCCCUUAAACAAAUUACCAAAUAAUGCUGUCGUGUGGCACAAACUGACACAAAAUGUUCACUCAGAGGAGAAAAAAAGCACACAAAUGUUAUUUUUGUAACAAACAAAUCCCUGACAUUUCCAAUAUCUAACUAUUACAAUGUUGAAUAACCCUUGUGACAGGCCUUUCACCAGCAGCAAAGAUCCUUUACAGUAGUUCAGGGGCAGGGUUAUAAAAAAGCGUGUAUUUUAAAUAUUUGUAUGAUUCCUAUCCCCUAAUUUCGGUAUAAAAUGUUGUGAUACAUCCCCCAGAAAUUUCAGUUUCAGCAGUAAGCCAUAGCUUAUUACAGGACACCACUGGAAGCUGAGAGGCCGUUUUUUGAAAACGACAUUGAAUUUCAUUUUGUAGAUAAUCAACAAAUGGGGCUCAAACCUAUGCUGCUAUGGUAUUUGUCAGCUGUCCUUUCUGGGCAAAUGCUGACAGUGAUGUUCACACAUCCCUCCUCCCACAUCACACUUUCAUUACACUACUGGUUGAAGUGUUAAUUCACAUUUGAAUGUCAACUUGUGUUUUUAGAGAGAUAAAUGAUUUUUAUCUGUGUGCUUGAAUUGAAAAAAACAAAGAAAAAAGUUUUGUCUGGUUUGUUUUGUUUGUUUGUUUUGAUUGAUAAUCAUGAUUCUAAGAUUUCUUUUCUUGUUUAUCCAGAACAAUGAGAAUCUAAAUUUAUUCUUGUUUUCUAAUAGUGAGAAUAUAGAGAGUUGCUUGUACCUUGCCGCAAUAAGAGAUAUUGCAGUACACAAUCAAAACCUCAUUGCUUUGGGGUGCAAGACAUAAACUCUUGGUUUUAUUACAAUCCCUGAAUUUCAGGUGUUCUUUUUUGUAGUUUAUCGUCUUGUGUGUAAGCCCACGUUAAGGAGCCGUACUACCAUCCUGGUUUUAUAUCUCUUUAUUGUUAUAGUCUGAAAGCCAUCACUGUAUGGUAAUGAUAAAUGUCACUUUAUGAAGCUACUGAUUGUAAUCUUGUAAAUGUUUAGGCCAGCGUUGCUCUCUAAGACUCAAACGUGGCAUGUUUUAUUUUGUGUUUUGUUUAGUGCAGACACUCCGACCAAAUCCAAAAAUAAUACUUUUUUUUCUUAUUAUUUUUGAAUUCAUUGUUUAAAUGUAAUCCCCAUUGUGCAAAAUCCUGUAUUCAGUUGGGCUUUUUAAAAAAUUUACAUCCAACAGUUUUUGGAUCACAUUAAUUGCUAAACUACAGUUCAUACAAAGAUAUUGUCUGUAAAUUAGUCUGUUCACACCUUCAUGAAAGGAUGUAAUGCCAUUUUUAGUUUUGCAUCCAGAAUACUCCACGGAGUCCUUGAAUGUUACUGAUCCUGUAAUGUACUAUUUAUUUGUCCAUCAAUGAUGUGUGGACUGAUUCCUCCAAACCUGCUUUUCUUGCGUGUUUGCUUUCUUCUACAUUGCCACUAUACAGAUAUGACUCCUGUGUGUGUGUCCAGCCAGUCGCACAGCAGCACAUUUAGAUUCUUUCUGUAGCUCUUAGUACUUUUCGUCAUGCAUGAGUAAUCGGUUCGCUCUGUGUGAACAUCGGGACCAACAGUAGACGAGCAUCAGGGGCAGAGUGGAACGCUGUUAGUGUUCAUGUAGACUGGAACCAGUGGCUAGAAAUAAUAUAUAUACUGUAUGUCCAUUGUUGUGACUCAGCAGCUGAAGUACUUUGCAAAACCUGUAUUUUCUUUCUUUCUUUUUCAUUUGAAACAAGUGUUUGUUUGUGAGCUGUGUUCAGUGUGAGUCGGAUGAUUGUGGUUAAUAAACUUUCCAGAUGUGUU
Messenger RNA from Chelmon rostratus (copperband butterflyfish), 4922 nucleotides. It is a transcript of the gene neurl1aa, whose product is annotated as neuralized E3 ubiquitin protein ligase 1Aa. Gene Ontology annotation, biological process: nervous system development; negative regulation of Notch signaling pathway. The transcript has 6 exons. The record is from RefSeq and is a predicted model, not a curated record. The coding region runs from base 249 to 1976 and encodes 575 amino acids. NCBI's taxonomy places the organism in Eukaryota, Metazoa, Chordata, Actinopteri, Chaetodontiformes, Chaetodontidae. Gene Ontology annotation, molecular function: ubiquitin protein ligase activity. Gene Ontology annotation, cellular component: postsynaptic density; plasma membrane.